Penicillium riverlandense is the source of this 1635-nucleotide messenger RNA. Its product is annotated as flavin-containing monooxygenase. The transcript has a single exon. Lineage: Eukaryota; Fungi; Ascomycota; Eurotiomycetes; Eurotiales; Aspergillaceae. The record is from RefSeq and is a predicted model, not a curated record. Gene Ontology annotation, molecular function: NADP binding; flavin adenine dinucleotide binding; N,N-dimethylaniline monooxygenase activity. Bases 1 to 1635 code for a protein of 544 amino acids.
AUGGGCAGCACCGAACACGGCUUUAGCCAAAUGAACAACGAUUUGGAUUAUGAUGUCCUUAUUAUCGGGGCGGGUCUUUCUGGCAUUUACUCGCUCUAUCGUAUGCGGCAGCUAGGACUACGGACUAAAGUCCUCGAAGCUGGCGGUGGUGUCGGUGGCACAUGGUAUUGGAAUCGCUACCCCGGAGCCCGGUUCGACUCUGAAAGCUACUCGUACAACUUCUCAUUUUCACAAGAAGUUCUGGACGAAUGGAACUGGUCGGAGCACUUCGCCUCGCAGCCUGAGACGCUGAAGUACUGCGAGUUUGUGUGUGACAAAUUCGACCUAACGCGCGAUAUGCAAUUUGAUACCCGCGUGAAGGCAGCGCAUUUUCAAGACUCCACACGGUCAUGGAUGUUGACAGACAGCAAAGGACGGCAGUAUACAUCUCGGUUUCUGGUAACGUGCAUUGGAAUCUUGAAUAACCACGCGCUGCCCAAUAUCCCUGGAGUUUCGAAUUUUAAAGGACAAUCAUUCCAUACAGCACGUUGGCCGCACGAACCGAUGAGCUUUGAGAAAAAGCGUGUCGCUAUUAUCGGCACCGGUGCGACUGGUAUCCAAGCCACUCAAGAAAUUGUCAAAACAGUUGGCCACUUGACCGUUUUUCAACGAACUCCAAACUGGAGUUUGCCGCUACGAAACACUCCCAUCAGACCGGAAGAGAUGGUCGAGAUUCGGAGGCAGUAUCCAGAGAUUUUCAAAAAAUGUUCAGAGUCCUACUCCUGUUUCGUUCACGUUUCGGACAAACGCAGAACUCUAGAUGUGAGCCCAGAGGAGCGUGAGGCCUUCUGGGAGUCAUUAUACGAGCAACGCGGGUUUGCCAAGUGGCUGGGCAAUUUUGGAGACAUCAACACAAGCAGAGAGUCAAACGCCCUGUUCAGCGAGUUUGUCGCCAACAAGAUCCGACAGCGUGUAAAGAACCCCGUUACAGCCGAGACCUUGAUUCCCAAAUGUCACGGAUUUGGCACCAAGCGCGUUCCUCUAGAGUCGGGCUACUUUGAGGCAUACAACAAGCCCAAUGUGCGUCUUGUGGACGUCAAAUCCAAUCCAAUUGAAACUAUCACUGAAACCGGAAUCCGCACUCGAGACGAAUCAUUUGAGUUUGAUAUGAUCAUUUACGCCACAGGUUUCGAUGCCGUUACAGGCUCAUUCACAGCCAUUGACUUCCGUGGAGUUGACGGGGUGCCUUUAAAGGAACGUUGGGCAGAGGGUCCACGAACCUUCUUGGGCUUAUUUGUGCCGAGCUUUCCCAACAUGAUGAUGGUUAUGGGCCCACAUCAAAUGUUCGGCAACAUUCCUCGCAGCAUUGAGUAUGCCGUGGACUGGGUCGCGCGGUUCAUCAAGUUUUGUCGAGAUCAUGGCAUUACAUAUGCCGAGGCUACUCAACAGGGCAUGCGUGACUGGACAGAGCAUGUGCACAAAUGCGCGGAGGGACUGCUGGCAAAUGAGGUUGACUCGUGGAUGACCGGCGUCAACAAAAAUCUGGCGCAUAAACAGAAGAGAAUCAUUGCCCGCUAUCAAGGCCCAGCACCAGGCUAUCGUAAACGGGCAGAGGAUGUGGCAACACGGAAUUAUGAGGAUUUGGUGUUGGCAUAA